AGAAACUCUUCGUCUCUUCAAGCCCGCGAUUGGAGAAAAGCGAAACCCUAGAAAUGGAUCAUCAGAAGGAACUUCAACUCCUCAUCCAAACCCCCGAUCUCAACCCCCGCUUCCAAACCCUAACCCUAAAUCCAUCACAAUUCCUCACUCUCUCCCAUCUCAAAUCCCUCCUCCUUCCCCGAUCCCAAAUCAUAACCCUAGACUCGUACUUCACCUCCAAUGGAAGGCCUCUACCCGAUUCAACCCCAAUCUCCACCGCCCUCCUUCCUUCCCUCACCCUCCGCCUCCGCCUCCGCGGCGGCGGCGGCGAUGGCGGUGCCACCGGAGCCGAGUCCCGCGACUGCUACCUCAAUAUGUACGCGGUGAAAAAGCCUGACAAGGUCGAUCCUAACGAGACUCGUCUCUCUCGCUGGACCACCUGCGCUCUUUCGUCGGAGCCACUCGCUCCCCCAGUUGUCAUCGAUCGCCUUGGCUCGCUGUUCAACAAGGAGCCCCUUGUCGAGGCCUUGAUUCACAAGAAGCUCCCCAAGGCCUUCAGCCACAUCCGCGGGCUCAAAGAUAUGAUUCCUGUUCAUCUCUCUCCUGUCCCUGGGCGGAGUGAUUCAGAGGCGAAGUUCCAGUGCCCGAUCACCGGGCUUGAAUUCAAUGGAAAAUAUGGGUUUCUUGCGAUCCGGGGUUGUGGGCAUGUUUUAAGUGUUAAGGCAUUCAAAGAGGUCAAGACUUCAGCUUGUUUGGUUUGCCAUAAGGAGUUUGCGGACUCAGAGAAGAUUGUGAUCAAUGGGACUGCUGAGGAGGUGGCGGCUUUGAGGGAGAGGAUGGAGGAGGAGAGGGGAAAAGUGGGGAAGGUGAAAGAGAGGAAGGAGAAGAAGGCAUUGGGGGCUUUUGUUGAUGGUGCGAAGAGAGGAUGUGGGGAUGAGAUUGAAGACGGGAGGAAGGAUCGAGAUCACAAGAAGUUCAAGGCCGGGAUUGCUGUGCCAGCUAAUGCUACCAAGGAAGUUUAUGAAUCUAUUUUUUUUAUUUCAUCAAAGAAGAAGUCGAAUUUCAAGGAGACAUAUUCUUGCAGAUCGCUUCCCUUGGAAGGAACUGAGGUUGUUGCAGGAGUUGUUUCUCGUGAUGGUUUUAUGAAAAUGUCACACAGAGCCUUUAAUCACUCUUUUGCUACCAUUGGCAAUCAUUGUACUGGCAUAUAUAAAAUGAAUUAUCUGGAGGAAACAAGUGGGGGAUUGAUCAUCCAUUGAUACACAUCAGUUCAUAUAAGUUGGUGGUGAGCUGGUACUUGCAAGUAAGUUUGUUAACAUUCUUGUUCCUCCAUCACUUGCUGUCUGUAGUUCUGAUGAGUAUCCUGUUUACUUCUCAUCAAGAUUUCUGUAUCUGACUGGGAAGAAAACAAAAUGGGAUCAAAUGUGUUGAUUAUAUGCAUGUGUUAGGUCAAUUCAUGUGCCUGUUGCAAUUAAUGGAACUUCUGAUUGUACACUCAAACGAUCAUUUAGUACCUAUUAAUACUCACUAUAAUGGUUUGAAGUCUAAAUCUUUGUGUAUGUACAGCCAGGCUUCUGGCAAUAACUUUCUUCCCAGCCAAUCUUUUGUGGUGUUGUCUGA
Messenger RNA from Dioscorea cayenensis subsp. rotundata (Guinea yam), 1599 nucleotides. RefSeq names its product replication termination factor 2-like. NCBI's taxonomy places the organism in Eukaryota, Viridiplantae, Streptophyta, Magnoliopsida, Dioscoreales, Dioscoreaceae. Gene Ontology annotation, biological process: site-specific DNA replication termination at RTS1 barrier; mitotic DNA replication termination. The record is from RefSeq and is a predicted model, not a curated record. The transcript has 3 exons. Bases 54 to 1238 code for a protein of 394 amino acids. Gene Ontology annotation, cellular component: nucleus.